Molecule: messenger RNA, 995 nt
Organism: Musa acuminata subsp. malaccensis (wild Malaysian banana)
Lineage: Eukaryota; Viridiplantae; Streptophyta; Magnoliopsida; Zingiberales; Musaceae
Product: LOB domain-containing protein 25-like
Source: RefSeq, a predicted model, not a curated record
GCGAGGGAGGAGAAAACCCUAACCCUAAUCCUACCUGCGGAGCUGCCUUCUUCAGCUUCUCUGCAAUUGUUGUCCAAGAAAAGAGGACAGAGGCCUGCUUUGAGUUUUGCUCUUCUUUGGAAGGUCAGGGAAGAGAGAGAGAGAGAGAGAGAGAGAGAGAGAGAGAGAGAGAGAGAGAGAGAGCUGGGCAUGUCGGCGGCAUCGAGGUCGCCGUGCGCGGCGUGCAGGUUCUUGCGGCGGAAGUGCACGCCCGGCUGCGUGUUCGCGCCUUACUUCCCGCCGGACCAGCCGACGAAGUUCACCAGCGUGCAUCGGGUGUUCGGGGCGAGCAACGUGGCGAAGCUGCUUGGCGAGCUCAGCCCGUGGCAGAGGGAGGACGCCGUGAACUCGCUGGCCUACGAGGCGGAGGCGCGGCUCCACGACCCCGUCUACGGCUGCGUCGGUCACAUCUGCCUCCUCCAACACAAGCUCCACCAGGUGCAGAGCGACCUCUACAACGCCAGGAAGGAGCUCUCCGCCUACCUCAGCGUUCCCAUCGCCGAUCCCCACCACCAACAACCCCAAGCGGCAUCUCCAUCGUCCCACCAGCAGAUCUUGUUGCACGAGCUGCAACAGCAGAUGGCCGCGGUGCAGCAGAUUGCAGCCAACCGAGAGCGAGCGAAUCAGCAGGAGAUCUCAAGAUUCAGUACCGUGUUUCAGAUGGCUGGUGGCUCUACCAUGGCUGCCACCACGGGACUGCCGGCGUUGCUCCCCCCUCGGCCUUUCGAGGGAGUGUUCUCUCCGCAACAACAACAUAAUGAGAGGAAAUAAAGCAUUAGUUUCUGAUACUACUAAGCAAUGCUUGUCGAGCAAAACCUACAGAUCUCUCCUUCACUUCCUCUUAUUGCCGUGGAUUCACUCUCGGUAUUAAUGGGAUUAAGGAGACAACACUUACCACUUGAAUUUGAUUCAGUACAGCCAAGCAAAAGGAAUGGCGCUGCAGAAUACAUCUCUCU